Batrachochytrium dendrobatidis JAM81 is the source of this 3068-nucleotide messenger RNA. RefSeq lists its product as uncharacterized. The record is from RefSeq and is a predicted model, not a curated record. Gene Ontology annotation, molecular function: RNA binding; protein binding. NCBI's taxonomy places the organism in Eukaryota, Fungi, Chytridiomycota, Chytridiomycetes, Rhizophydiales. The transcript has 5 exons. The coding region runs from base 84 to 3068 and encodes 994 amino acids. Gene Ontology annotation, cellular component: nucleolus. Gene Ontology annotation, biological process: positive regulation of transcription by RNA polymerase I; positive regulation of rRNA processing.
CUCCAUUCAAUCCAAACGUUUGUUUGGUGUUAUAAUAUCAUAUCUGACUGAAAAGUUUAUAGUUUCAAACAAUCCUUUGAUUGAUGGCAAAAAAGCAACCUGCUGAAGUUCGACUGCAGUCGCAACAAAAGGAAUCGCAGGAUUUAACAGCGACUCCUGCAGGCGAGAGUCAUGCAGAUUCUACUCCAGUAAAUCAUUCCAAAUUGUCCAAAAAGGGUCGUAAAGAAAAAAAAACCACUACUCCUCAAUCGUCUGUCAAGACUGAGCCAAACAACACUGACGAUGGUUUGGGUUUGUGGAAAUUGAUUCCUAGUACUGGUGGUCGUUUGAGUAAUUGCAAAACUAUUUUUUCAAAAAAUUCAAGGUGCUUUUUUGUUGGAAAUGGAUCCGAUGUCAAAAUGUUUGCCGUUUCAACUGGUCUAGUUGUAAGAACUCUUAAACUUGCACAUACGGCGGAUGAAUCAAGUAGCGUUGUAUGUGUUGCGAUUGAUCCUCAUCAUCCAACUCAGGUUUUUGCUGCAUAUGCUGAUGGUGUGAUUGCUCUUUGGGAUCACUCUACUGGUACAUUGAUCAAGACAUGGACCACCAAGUUAGAAAUAUCACAAAUCAUAAUCAAUCCAUUGUUGCAAUACGAAGUGUUUUUAGUGGCUCAUGAAAGCCAUGAAAAGUCGGGUCGGUCACAGGUGCAUGAGCAUAGUACAGUGGUCAGGAUUAAUCUUGAAAGCAAGACUGUUAAUGUGUUGUUUGAUUCCAAAAAGGGAAAAAUCAUUUGCAUUGAUCUGGCUUUAGAAACCACAGUACUGGUUGUAGCCACAACAAAUGCGUUUCAUUUAGUGGAUCAUAAUAGCAAGCGUCUCAGUGUUCGUAGUUUCAAUGUGCCUAACAAGAUUGUAUCCAUGGCUGUGAACCCAGCUCAACCAUUUGUUGCUAUUGGUGAUAUACGUGGUUGCAUUAGAUUGUGGUAUUGCUUCAACAUACUUGAAGGCCAAGAGGCUGUUUCGUCUCUACUGCAUUGGCAUGCACAUCAAGUUAAUGAUCUUGCUUUUACCCCAGAUGGCACAGUACUUAUUUCUGGUGGUGACGAAGCUGUGUUAGUAUUAUGGCAGCUUGAAACCGGAAACAAGCAGUUUCUUCCUAGAAUGGGAUCAGAGAUUUUAUCGAUUGGUAUCAGCAGUGAUCAGAUGCUUUAUGCCAUUGGACACAGGAAUAAUUGUGUAAAAAUUGUCUCUGCAUCAGAUAUGAGUACCAAGCAAGCUAUUUCAGGAGUCAGAUCUGCCAACAUCAAUCUCAAAAUGUAUCCAAUGACAGCAGGACUUGUCGUUGACCCACGAAGUUCGAGUAUUGUUUUAAACGGCUCUCCUGGAUCCAUUCAAUUCUAUAACGCUUCUCUUGAACAAAGCACUGCAGAAGUGGAUGUAUCGCCAAGAAACAGAAUUACUCGAAUUGAAGACCGUGAGAUUCUUCGACCACAUGUUCAUCACGUUCAGUUUUCUGAUGAUGGUGAAUGGAUGGCAACCGUAGAUUUUCGUGACGACCGUGUAUUUGCUACUGAAACGUAUUUGAGGUUUUGGAGAUACAAUCUGGACAGUCGUGAGUUUGUAGCCAAUACUCGUGUGGACUCGCCGCACGAUCGUAUCGUUACCAGCUUACGCUUCCAACCCCGUGUUUUCGGACAACCUUUGUUGGCUGUUACUGCUGGAGAGGAUAAGCUAUUCAAGAUUUGGGAAUUCGUUGAGCCUACUAAUGAUCAGGAAACUCCAACCUGGAUAUGCAGAUCAACUGGAUUUUAUAAAUCGUUUGUACCUCAAGAAAUUGCCUUUUCCGAAGAUGGAUGUGUGAUGGCCGUAGCUUUUGGAUCUAUUGUUACAUUGUGGGAUCCAUUUACCAGCACUCAUCAAAUGUCUCUUGCAUAUCCACCUGCAUUUGAGACUGUUACAAAGCUGUCCUUUGUCAAAGGUCAUCCCAUCCUUGUGGCUGCUACUCAGUCAUGCAUGCAUGUGUGGAAUGUGGCCACCACUACUGUGUUAUGGAGUUUGCGUGCCAAAGUACUACAGCUCUUGGCAGAUCCUUGUUCAUCACAGUUUUUGAUUCUAGCUCAAGAUCUUGAUGAAAAUUGUGAUGUUCAGCUUGGCAUGUUUUCACCUUACUCUCCAGUUCCGGAAUUUGCAUAUAAAAUGUCUUCAAAAUGCCAUGGUGUAGUAUUUUCACCAAACGCUAAUGGAUCACAUAUUGUUUAUCUGGAUUCCAAGUUUCGAUUCCAAACAUUUAUCAAGAAUGCUGCAAUGGCUGACGCUCAGCACAAAAUUGCAGCAGCAGAAGCACAUCAUAUCGAGCAAUCUCUAUUUACCAGUAUUUAUGGAAAUUCUGUUUAUAAUGGUUUGGAUUCGGAAGAAACUCAACGGCGCUCUAAUAAGCCAAUUAUGUCUAGCAAAGUAGUUUCCAAUGCGGAAGAUUUGGAUGAGAAUUCUGCCCUCUCCACCAAAUCUGUUAUUCAUGCUCUCGGAUUCCUUGAAGCACCUUCUCAUAUUGUUGCUGCUCCAUCAAGGCUUGUUGAGCCCUUUAUGGACCAAUUACUUGCUCGUCGUAUACCUGCUGAUCUUACCAACGGAAUGGAUACCAGUCUUGUAACUGAAAAAGCAUCUAGUGAACAACCUAUCGCUGAAGUUGCUGAUGUGGAGUUGAUCGAAUUGGACAAUGUAUCUUUCUUGGAUACAUUUUUUUCCAAUCUGUGGAUUACCUGUACCAAGACACGAGAUAUACCUGUGAUCAAGUCCCUGGCGAAUGGAACUGCGAUGGCAUCUCAAGAUUCUUUCAAAAGCAGCCCGGUUUUUAUAAACGAAAAAAUGAGUCCUGAUAUGGCCUCAGUCAAGCAUAGAUCAAAAGCCAAUGGUAGCGUAUCCACUGUUGCUGGAACACCUCUAUCGAAGCCAGUCCCUUCCAAAAUUGCCAAAUCUUCUGCAGUCACUCCAAGCAAGUCGUCAGAUCUCCCCAUUACACCCGACACUGCAAAUGGUAAAUUAUCCACUGGAAAAAAAUCCAAAAAGCGAACGCUGGAUAUUACCAAAUAA